CAAAGUAUAAAUGAGGCCAGAGAAAGAGCUCUCCCUCUCCCCGGCGCAGGCGUCGUGGCAGGACCUGGAACCAUUUGUUGAGCUGUCUCCAUCCCUGCCCCAGUCCCAGUCCCAGUACCAGUGCCAGUCCUUGCCUCAGCCUGUUGUGGCUUUCACUUUCGCUUUCAUUUCGAAAAAAAGUAAAAGUGCGCAGUGUCCGCCUGCAGCCCUGGCAUGCCCUGCUCCGGGAGACUCAGUCGGGGAUCCAGAGUCAGGAAUUUCAGUUUCGCACGAGCACGCACCAGGAGCGGACGUGGCAGCUCCAGCGCUCCAUCUGUGGCCACCCCCUCAAAAACAAAUCAUCCUCAGGUCGCGGCCAAAGUGAAGCCAGAGGAAAAACGAAACCCCACAAAGCCGAAACCCCCAACAACACUCCAUCCAACCACAUACACAUCUCAUCCCAUCCCUAUCCUCGUCCAGUUUCAAGUAAACUUAAAAAGUUAACACAAAAAUAGAACAACACGCCCCAACCCACGCACCACUCCACCCACAAAAACAAACUUCCACACACCACAACCACCACCGCCAAGCAACCAGCCAACACCUACCCAACCCACAAGCACUCCCAUCCGUCAGUCCAUCCAGGCCCCAGUCCAGCAAACCAAAAGAGAAUCACCUUGAAAAGAACGCAGGGCAAAAGUGCAGGGUUCGCCGGAAAGUGGGCCACCAAAAUCAACAAGUCGUAAAUUAGCAGUUAAAAUUACAAAAAAAAGAAGAGCCGAGUAUCGAGACCCACUCCCAGGAAGUAGUAAAUCCAAGCUAGAAGCAUGGCGAGACGCAAGAACAAGCCGCGCCUCAUACCCGAGCAGGACAAGCGCAUCUGUCGUGCCAUUUGCCUUUGCCAGCUGACGAUGGUGCUCUCCUGCGUGUCCAUUGUCUAUCUCAGCGUGGCCAUCUAUUCGCCCUCCAUGAAAGCCUUCAAGUCCGGCUUCGAGCUGGAUCCAGUCAUGUGCCAGACCGUGGACCGUCAGAUGCCCAACAACUGCCCCUGGGCCUCGUGCGGCGAGUGGUGUCUGACCCGCACCAGUGGCUUCUGUCCACAGAUACACUCCGUGGUGCGACGAAAUGGCACGGACAUUCAGCUGAACAACUGCACGCGGGUGACCAACACCUCCUGUGCCAUGAUUGACAUGAGUCGCCUGAACAAAUUCAACUGCAACAAUGGCACCGCCUGCAACAACAUACGCGGCGUGUUCAACUGCUCCAAUGGUCACUGCAAGAACAUGUCGGAGUUCUUUUUGUGCCAUCACAAGGCGGAUGGACCAACGAUAAACUCUGCCAAGGACAACACCAAGCUGAAUGGUUUCUUCGAAUGCCAUGGCGUACACUGCACCAAGAUCAAGAAGCCCUUUGACUGUGAUCGUUACUGCUCCAAGAUAACCACAGCCAAUGUCAACACGCUCAUCAUGCAUGAGGAUAAUGUCAUUGCAGCGGAUUGUGAGAAUGCCGUGGCCUUCAAUCAGGCACGUGGCUCCGAGCACGGUGUACGCAUCGAUCCGGUGGAAAUUUGGAAAGAGGACGAUGGCAACCUGUUGACCAACUGCGCUACAGUCACUCGCGAGUCCGACAAUCGCAUUACUGCUACGGAUUGCCUGAAUGGCACUCUGCUAGAGCACGAUACGCUGCCAGCUCCCUUCAUGAACUUUACGCAGUUCUGGGCCAUCUAUGAGAACAGCACCCGGGCCGUGGAUCCCGAGCACCAGCGAUAUCUGCCGAAUCAGGCAAAUCUCACCAUUUACAACUGGAAGAAACUGUACAUCAACCUCGAGGGCUGCGUCAAUACGCUGCGGGGCGAGUGCAAGGACUUUGUGGCUCGCUAUGGCAACGAUGGGGACAACAACACCGCCCAGUCACGCUAUCAAUGUUAUUACAACAAGGAUGCGAAUGUGGAGUUUGUGGUGGCACGCUAUGAUCUGGAUAAGGUGUACAGGGAGCUGGUGGUCUCGCUGAUUGUGCCCAUUGUGCUGUUUGUGAUCUCCUCCAUUUCCCUCUGCAUCAUCACAAAGUCCGUCAAGGUGGGCGACGAUGCCAAGAUGCGCUGCGUCUGUGCCGGCGAUGAGUCGGAAGAUGAUGUAUUCGGAGCGGGGCCAGCGGGCAAGCAACCCGAACAAAUGUACGACACAGAUGACGAUGUGGUGGACUUGGAGCACCAGGCAGUGGGCGGCCAGGAGCUGGAGGACAUUGUUGGUCUGCCGCUGGACAGCCACGAAAUGAUUGGCAGCACCAAGUCCCUGAUACCCCUGAGUCCCACUGGGGACUCCAACACGAGUGAGCAGCACUUUGAUGAGGACCAAGAGAAGGCGGCCAAGUGCGAUGUGCCCGAGAAGCCGCUGGUUAUCCUCUAAUGGGAGAACUCGUUGUGAAUUGGGUCCAUGCUUGAUCCGUAUAGAAAACAGCACCAAAACUUUAUGUGGGAACUGAAGAUUCGAUUAGAUUCUAUUCGGGGCAUUUAUACAACGUUUAUAGGAAAUCCUAAACAGAACAGAACCUUGGCUUUUCUUGGAUACAUAUAGAUACAUAUAUAUUAUAGUGGAAACGCACACAAUGUACUUGUACUUAUACUACAUAGAACCGCGAACCGAUCGAAGGAACAAGAGCUUUAUUUACCUGACAACACUCCCACAACACACCACAACACACUGAGGAAAACCCCAAAGCUCGCAGUUGGUUCUGGUGCCUUAAGAGUUGCAUUUAAAAGACACAAAAUGGAAUUUACAUUUACCCACCAAACCCAACAUCAGCUGAAGCACCAAAAAAGGAACCAAGAACUAGGAACUCGAACUAGGAACUUGAACCUAUGUAGGAACUAGGAACCAUGAACUGUAGAAAUAGUAGCUCCAAUUUGCGAGCCGAACUGUGUUUACUUUAUGACAAAGCCAGAACAGACCAAGAAGGAAAAUCUUCUCUAGACUUUUCGUUAAACUAGUUUCGAUCUUUUUUGAUUGCCUAUACACACUGGGGAGUAACUAUACUCGUAGAUACAUAGACCUUAUUAUAUAUAUAUAUAGCAAAUAAAAAGCAAUUUGAAAUCCUCUCAACAAAUGUCAACAACUCUUACCUUGAGCUCCUCCUGGCGGCGGAAGGAAUCAGCCAUCAUCUGGCGACGCAUCUGCUCGGAAAUGACAGCCUCGCGUCCCGGCGGACCCUCGCCCAACUGAUUCAGCUUGACCACCACCUGGCAAGUAGAUUGCUGCAGAUCAUGGAUCAAUGUAUCAGGCUAGAACUCACCUUGGUCUUGUCAUUGUUGCCCAAGUAAUCUUUGAGCAGUUUGCCCAUAAAAAUCUGACGACCAGCGAACCAGAGC
Messenger RNA from Drosophila subobscura, 3343 nucleotides. RefSeq lists its product as uncharacterized. Gene Ontology annotation, molecular function: sodium channel regulator activity. The transcript has 8 exons. Bases 807 to 2384 code for a protein of 525 amino acids. Lineage: Eukaryota; Metazoa; Arthropoda; Insecta; Diptera; Drosophilidae. Gene Ontology annotation, biological process: regulation of sodium ion transport. The record is from RefSeq and is a predicted model, not a curated record.